GAGGCUCGCCCCAUUUGGUUCAAGAGGAUUUGUGCCUAAUCGGGACGAUUAGGCUUUAGUGGAGGGCAGUGUUACAAAAGUAGUAUUAAGUUAUAUUUGUAUUACUAUAUGCAUCCCUGAUUAUGAACAAUAGCUGUAGGUAUAUGGAAUAGCAUUUGUCUUGUUGUAGACAUCUGGCGCCACGGCUGUCUGCUCGUCGAAACAAUAGACAUCUGGCGCCGCACUGUCUGCUUGUCUAGUUAAACAAUUGCUGAGUCUGGCGCCGUAUAGCCGUAUGUUCUGGUAAUUUCCAGACGCGAUAUUCUAGAAGGACACGUCGGCAUCAGCGAGAAGUGCGUGGCUAUAGCCGUAUGUUCUGGUAAUUUCCAGACGCGAUAUUCUAGAAGGACACGUCGGCAUCAGCGAGAAGUGCGUGGCUAUAUAAGCCGUGGCAGCGCCAACGUAAUCAAUCAGUGCUAAGAGUAAACUGCUAUAGUGUAGACGAGUUGUGAAAUAAAGAGUUGUUGAAUUAAAUUAAACAGUGUUGAUUUUAUUUGUCAAUCCAGAGAUACGAACCUAACAAAGUAAACUAGCAAGAGUAAAUUCGUAACAAUUGGUGUCAGAAGUGGGAUUGUCAAAUAAUCCAAAUUCAAGAUGGUUAAAUUCGGAGAAUUGAGAAUUCAGCAAUUAAAAAAGGAACUGGAGGAGCGUAAUUUGCCGAUAAGCGGGCAAAAGGCGGAUCUGCAGGCACGAUUACGUGAAGCAAUGGAAGCGGAUGGAAUUAAUGUGGACGAGUUCGAAUUUGUUGGGCCAGAAACUUCUACAAAGGUAGAAGAGAAAGUAGAAGAACAACGAACAUCAUCAAGUGUAGACAUGAACACGUUGUUAGUGGCUAUCAAGCAAAUGGCAGAAAAUGCAGUGCAAACAGAAAAUCGUCUGGCACAGCAAAUAGCUGAAAAUACAUCGCAGUUAAAGUCUUGCCUUACACAACAAAUGACUGAAAAUAAUACGCAGUUAGAAAAGCGUUUGGUACAACAGAUUACAGAAAAUAAUACACAAGUGCAAGAGAAAUUUACAAAAUUUGAAGACGAAUUAAGCACAAUAAAAAAUGACGAAGAAAAUUUAAGAUCAGAAUUUCUUCAACUGAGUAAUCGUAUGCGAGAACUGCAACUGCAUGGCCCUGCACCAUCAACAAAUAAUCCAAGAUUGAAGGCACCCACAUUCGAUGGAAGUAUUCCAUUUCAAAUUUUCAAACUUCAGUUUGAAAAGACAGCAAUGGCCAAUAACUGGAAUGCAGCGGACAAAGUGGCGUCCUUGUUUGUAUCAUUGAAAGGGCCUGCGGCAGAAAUCCUUCAGACUAUUCCAGACUGUGAACGGGACAACUAUGAGGCAUUGAUGAGUGCGAUAGAAAGACGAUAUGGUAGUGAGCACCGGAAACAAAUAUACCAGAUCGAACUGCAAAAUAGGGGUCAGAAAAUGAACGAGUCAUUGCAAGAGUUCGCAACUGAAAUAGAACGACUGGCUCAUUUGGCAAAUGCAGAUGCACCUGUGGAUUACAUUGAGAGGGUAAAAAUUCAAUGUUUCAUAAAUGGAAUUCGUGAUGUGGACACCAAACGCGCCACAUAUGCAUUGCCAAAAAGAACGUUUGCUGAAACGGUUUCGCACGCCCUCACACAGGAAACAGCUUCCCUACUAAGUAAACCAGCACACAAGGUACAAAGGGUUGAAAUGGAACAACCGGCGCUGAUGGAAGAAAUAUUGAAGACUCUGAAGACAAUUGCUGCACCGCGAGUAAAUACAACAGGCAGAUGUUUCAACUGUGGAAAAGCGGGUCACUUUGCCCGAAAUUGCAAUAUAAAAGUAAACCCAUCAAAACGGAAACAACCAACAGAUAAUGAGGACGAAGCAUCCACAUCUCACAAGUCGUUAAACUAAAACGGAACAGUUCAAAGGGGCGUGAGCUGGUUCCCACAACUAUUUGCCCCGCCAUCUCGAUAUCACAAAUAGGUCGCCAUGACAACAAUCUUACUAUCAACGGCAUCGUAAAUGGACGACUGUCAACGCUUACUUUGGAUACUGGUGCCACACAUUCAAUUAUCAGACCGGAUGUGGUAAG
Bactrocera dorsalis (oriental fruit fly) is the source of this 2095-nucleotide messenger RNA. RefSeq lists its product as uncharacterized. The record is from RefSeq and is a predicted model, not a curated record. Gene Ontology annotation, molecular function: nucleic acid binding; zinc ion binding. Lineage: Eukaryota; Metazoa; Arthropoda; Insecta; Diptera; Tephritidae. The transcript has 2 exons. The coding region runs from base 634 to 1914 and encodes 426 amino acids.